This is a messenger RNA of Schistocerca cancellata (South American locust), 534 nucleotides long. Its product is annotated as doublesex- and mab-3-related transcription factor A2-like. Gene Ontology annotation, cellular component: nucleus. Lineage: Eukaryota; Metazoa; Arthropoda; Insecta; Orthoptera; Acrididae. The record is from RefSeq and is a predicted model, not a curated record. Gene Ontology annotation, biological process: sex differentiation; regulation of transcription by RNA polymerase II. Bases 1 to 534 code for a protein of 177 amino acids. Gene Ontology annotation, molecular function: DNA-binding transcription factor activity, RNA polymerase II-specific; protein binding; RNA polymerase II cis-regulatory region sequence-specific DNA binding. The transcript is spliced from 3 exons.
AUGAUGAGCGGCGGCGCAGGCUUCCCUCGCACGGAGCGCGGCGCGCGCAGGCCCAAGUGCGCGCGCUGCCGCAACCACGGGCUCAUCAGCUGGCUCAAGGGGCACAAGCGCCAGUGCCGCUUCCGCGCCUGCGUCUGCGCCAAGUGCUCCCUCAUUGCCGAGCGCCAGCGGGUCAUGGCCGCGCAGGUGGCGCUGAAGCGGCAACAGGCGGCCGAGGACGCGAUCGCGCUGGGGCUGGUGGCGGUGACGACUGGCGCCGAGUACGGGUUCUUGCCGCAGGGGCCCAUCUUCGGCAUGAGCACCACGGCUCCCCAGAGCGAGCCCUCCGCAGGUACCGGUGCGCAGCGGCCUCUGGCGGCCGGCUCGCUGGACCUGCUGGCCAAACUGUUCCCUCACAAGAAGCGCUCCGUGCUGGAGCUCGUGCUGCGCCGCUGCGGCGACGACCUCGUCAAGGCCAUAGAGCAGUGCGUGCCCUGCGACCCAGCCGCCGCAGCUGCUGCCGCUGCCAGGUACUACCAGUCUCUUAUUUUAUGA